AUGGCCGCUGGACACUGGCCCCAGGCCUGGGACUGCACCCCCGCCCCUGGGCCCAGUCUCAGCGAGGACUUUGAACCCACGGGAGAGGCCGAAGGCAAGGCAGGAGUGGAGGGAGGACGGUCUUGGCUCCAAGCCCGGGCUCUCCCGAGCAGGGGCUGCUCGGGUAAGGUGGGAUCAGGAGGCACCCUAGUGGGGUCGACGGGCAGCGAUGGAGACCCUGAGAAAGAGAGAAAGCACAUGCCCAGGCAGCCCACUCCCAAAGACGGCCAUACCCACACGAGGGCCACUCCAGGGCUGCAGGGAUCUGGGGCAAAGACCUGUGGGGACCCUGGCAGGCACAUUUCGGGAAGAGCCAGGAGCCACCGUGGCUUGUCUCCCUUGAUGGAGAGGGCCGGUGUCCACACUGCCCCCAACUCAGACCUCCCUCCUCCAGGCGACCAGAGGUCAGCAGCUUCCCAGAAGCCCCGAAGCCGGGGCAUCCUCCAUUCCCUCUUCUGCUGCGUCUGCCGGGACGAUGGGGAGGCCCUGCCGGCCCAUAGUGGGGCGCCCCUGCUUGUGGAGGAGAACGGCGCCAUCCCCAAGCAGACCCCAGUCCAGUACCUGCUCCCCGAGGCCAAGGCCCAGGAUUCGGACAAGAUCUGUGUGGUCAUCGACCUGGACGAGACCCUGGUACACAGCUCCUUCAAGCCAGUGAACAACGCCGACUUCAUCAUCCCCGUGGAGAUCGAUGGGGUGGUCCACCAGGUCUACGUGCUGAAGCGGCCUCACGUGGACGAGUUCCUGCAGCGAAUGGGCGAGCUCUUCGAGUGUGUGCUGUUCACCGCCAGCCUAGCCAAGUAUGCAGACCCAGUAGCUGACCUGCUGGACAAGUGGGGAGCCUUCCGGGCCCGGCUGUUCCGAGAGUCUUGUGUCUUCCACCGGGGCAACUACGUGAAGGACCUGAGCCGGCUGGGCCGAGACCUUCGGCGGGUGCUCAUCCUGGACAACUCACCCGCCUCCUACGUCUUCCACCCGGACAACGCCGUACCGGUGGCCUCCUGGUUUGACAACAUGAGUGACACGGAGCUCCACGACCUCCUCCCCUUCUUCGAGCAACUCAGCCGUGUGGACGACGUGUACUCAGUGCUCAGGCAGCCACGGCCAGGGAGCUAGUGAGGGUGAUGGGGCCAGGACCUGCCCCUGACUGAGGACGCCCCCACUUCCUUCCACGCAGACUCUGCCCGGGCGUGCUCUUUAAGAAAACCCAUGGGCAGCUGCCACACUCAGUGCCAUGGAGAACCGGGUGUCUCCCCUGCCAGCCCCUCCAGGCUAGGUAGGGGCAGCAGGCCGCACCGAGGACGAUGAGCCCCCGGGCCCCUGUGUCAGUGCCUUCGAACUUCUUCCCCUUUCUCAGGGGACCUGGGGAGCCCUGCCUGCCGCUCCUCCUUUCUCUCUCCUCUCUCCAUGCUGCCAGGUUUCUCUGCUGCCAAAGUGGGCCCCUUGGCCCCUUCUGGUUCUGCUUUGGGGAGCAGGGUUUCUGCUGCCCCCUGCCUUGGACCUUCCAGUCGGGAACGGUGGACACCAAGUGCCUUGCCUAGAGCCCUCUUCCCCACCCAACUCUCCCAGGGGCAAAGUCUUUUCAGCUCUAGGGUGGUAGGGGAGAACCAGUCCUCUCCCCCACCUCCUCUUCUGGGACUGAUAGAGGCCCCCACCAGUGUCUUUCUCUGCCUUGGAGGGAGGGGAGGAGAGAAGGUCUCUUACCACUGGUGAAGGGAGCAGAGGUCUAGCCUUCAGGCCCGACGGUCCUGCUUCUCCAGGGCUGAGGGCUGUUUCCCACAUCACCCAAGUCCCAGCCCCUUCCUUCUGCCUUAACCAGCCCACAGCCCAGGGGCUUGGCUCCCCCAGCUCUGAGUGUGGGGCACAGGCAGGACCCCCUUGUGGUGCCAUAUAAAUAUGUAUAUGUGUAUAUAGGUUUUUAGGGAAAGGAGAGAGGGAAAGGUCGGGGCAGAGACCCCCAUCCCUCACCCCUUUCCUGGGCCCAGAAGUUGGGGCGGGGGGGAGGAUUUUUACAUUUUUUAAACUGCUAUUUUCUGAAUGGAACAAGUUGGGUCAAGGGGCCCCAGGCCCCGUUCUCUGUCCCCCAUACCCCUUUUGCUCCAUUCAUUCAUUCAGAAUUUCUUGAGCACCUUCUGUGCCCAGCACUGUGCUAGGCCCACCAGCUAAGUGUGUGGGGGGGUCUCUGCACCCCCUAAUCGGUGCCUCCCCACCCACUCCAGACUUCACCGGUGCCUUUGGGGGAUCUAUAGGAGGUGGGACCUUCUUGUGGGGUUUGGGGGUCUCCAGGAAGCCUGGCCAAGCCGUCCCCCUCCCCCGUGCCAACCCCAUCUCCUGCAGCCCCCUGUCUCGCCCCCUGCUGGCUGGGGGCAGCUCCCAGGACGUCUGCUUUCCAAUUCUGACUCGUUUCUGAAACCCCUUCUCAUACAUGAUGAGGCUGGAGGUCAAGGCCUUGGGCUCUCCCCAGGGCCUAACGGUUAAGGGGACCCGUGUACCAGUGCCAAGGGGGAUGUCAAGUGGAGAUGCCGCCCUCCCACACCAGAGCGGGUAGGGCGGGGGAGGAAGUGAUCGGCCUGAAUGGGGUGGCCUUCCCGCUUAAGUGCCUUCUCUGAGAGCCCCGCAGCGUGAUGACUAAAGAGAAAGCCAGACCCCCA
Molecule: messenger RNA, 2687 nt
Organism: Carlito syrichta (Philippine tarsier)
Lineage: Eukaryota; Metazoa; Chordata; Mammalia; Primates; Tarsiidae
Gene: CTDSP1
Product: CTD small phosphatase 1
Exons: 7
Coding region: 1-1152 (383 amino acids)
Molecular function (GO): RNA polymerase II CTD heptapeptide repeat phosphatase activity
Source: RefSeq, a predicted model, not a curated record